Molecule: messenger RNA, 1725 nt
Organism: Eimeria acervulina
Lineage: Eukaryota; Apicomplexa; Conoidasida; Eucoccidiorida; Eimeriidae
Exons: 6
Coding region: 1-1725 (574 amino acids)
Source: RefSeq, a predicted model, not a curated record
AUGCAGGUUGCACAGCUGCAGCUAAUCGCCUGUUUCGAUGGGGGAGCGCUGUGCUACAGCAGCAGCAGAAGCAGCAGCAGCGGAAACGGCAGCGAAGCAGCAGCAGCGGAAACGGCAGCGGCAGCAGCAACAGCGAGCCCUCCUGAAGCAGAAAAGCACACAACUGAAGCAGAAGAGCCUGCAGCAGCAGUAGCAGCAGCAGAAGCAGAAUCUGAGACACUUGCAACGGUGGCAAAGCCUCAAGCAGCAGCAGCAGCAGCAGCAGCAGGGCGUGAUGCAGCGGGCAGCGUGGGUGAUGCUGAUGAGCAGCCAUCAAAUGAAGCAGCAGCAGCAGCAGAGGCCGCUGUGGAUAAGGGCAUCGAUUCAGAGCGAGAUUUGAUAACUCUCGUUGAGGAUAUUGCUGCUGCUGCUGCUGCUGCAUCAGCAGCAGCAAACAAGCUGGUGAAAGACUUUAAUACUUAUAAAGAUGCAUGCGAAGCAAAAGCAGAAAGCCUUGAACAAAGACUCAACGCAUCUGCAGCAGAGCUGCACCGACUGGCUGUAGAAGUGCGUCUAGGCGUAGGGGGGCUUCGCGCAGUGCAUGCAAGCGAAGUGCGGAGGCUUGUCAGGGAGUUGGGGAGAAUAACAGCAGCUCAUCGUUUUAUGCCUCUCUAUGCUGCCCAGAAUGACCUGCGUAGACGGCUCGUAGAACUGCAGCAAAGCCAAGAGGCUACAGCACGUGAGGUGCAGCACCUGAACGCGUCUUAUACUUCUCUGGAGGAUAGUUUGCAGGAGCAGCUGAAGGCAGCAGUUGCUGCAGCACAAGAAACAUCUGCUAGCAGCUAUCAUUUGCUUGCGGAGAGGCUUCGAGAGCUUGCUGCAGCAAAGGUAGAGGAGGUGCAACGGGAAUAUAAUCAGCACCGCCUUGAUGAGGCAGCAACAGAUCGAAUCAUCACUGAAAUUAUAAGUCAACUUAAAAAAAAAGGCGUUGCUGUCGUUGACUUCUCCGAUGUUUUCGCUGAUUACUCCUUCGAAGUGGUUAGGCAAGAAUUCAUGGUCAGGAUGUCAAGAAGAAUUAAUGCUUACUUCUUGCCUGUGUUCAUAGUAACGCAGACAGCAGCCGAUAUGUCUGACUGGCUGUACAGCCAGUAUCAUCUUGUUCCGUCUAUGAGGCUUUUAGAGAUUAUAAUCGACGAGUUAGCGCAUGAAAAUGAUAGAGAUGCAUAUGCUGUAGUGCAGGUACAGAGCGUCAAUACAGAAGUUCUGCUUCGGCGUGCACAGAUAGCUACAGCUCCACCAGCGAGCAGCAGCAGCAGCAACAGCAGCAGCAGCAGCAGCAGCAGCAGCAGCAGCAACCGGGGGGGAGGGAUUGCGGGGCGCGGCAAUGAAGGGGCCUCUGGGAGGCUGAGCCACGCGGGAGACGUGCAGCACCAGCAGCAGCAGCAGCAGCAGCACAGCCUGUUGACUGGGCGCCUGCUGCCUGUCAUUGCUCCCCCCUCGCAAGAAGCUCUUGUUGUUGCAACUAGUGCUUCCUUUGGAGCAGAAGUUGUAAAACGAUUUGAUGAUCUUACAAAAACAUAUUUAAGAAGUGCUGUAGUGGAUGCUGAUGCUUCUGCAUUGGAUGGUGAUGCUGCUGGUGCUGUAGCUGCUGCUACUGCUGCAGUGGAUGCUGCUGCUACAGUGGAUGCUGCUGCUGCAGUGUAUGCUGAUGCUGCAACAGUGCUGCUGCUGCGGGCUGCUUCAUGA